Molecule: messenger RNA, 654 nt
Organism: Arctia plantaginis
Lineage: Eukaryota; Metazoa; Arthropoda; Insecta; Lepidoptera; Erebidae
Source: the annotation of a GenBank genome assembly
AUGUUCCUUUUAGCGGGCGCCUCAAACACCAAUAUCCAACCGGACAAAAGAAGCGUCAGUUUUGAAGCGGUCAACUGGCCAGGAGUCGCUGCUUGGAUUCAGACACCACAAGGACAUGAUACAAGUUCAGAUAUAGCGGGUGCAGUAGCUGCGGCAAAGGCAGCUGCGGGGGCCGUAAUGGCAGCUCAGCACGAAGUAGCCGCGGCGAAACACGCCGCUCUGGAACAACAAAGUGUUGCUAGCGCCAAGGAAGCGGCUGCAGCACGCGCUGCACACAAAAGUGAGGAAGCUGCAAGGAGUGCUCGCGCUCACGCUCUGGAAGCUGCACAGAGUGCUGUACAAGCACAGGCCCAACUCGCAGCUGCGAAAGCACGUGCCGCUGUUGCUCAAAAGAUUGCAGCAGCAAGAGAAGCGGCUGCUGCUAAAGCUAUACAGCGAGCUGCCAGCAACCAAGCGGCUAGAUUACAAAAUGCUGACAUAGAAGCCCUGAAAUUGUCAGUGAUUCAGAGUUCAGGUGCCGCCGGUGCAGCUGGUGCAGCACAACACGCGGCCACUGCUGCAGCGGCAGCCCUACGCCCACAAACACACGACUGGCAAACACAACCUUGGGUCUCGUCUUGGGUGCCUUCCAACGGAGCGUGGGCCUGGUCAUAA